AGCCACAAUCUGUCUGGACUCUACAUCGGCAGCAUCUCACAGCUCAGCGUACUGACGGCAACACACCAGCAAGCACAAUGAGCGCAGAUGGACAAAAAGAGCUUCCUCCCUACAUCUUACCACUAGAAACUCAGGCGGCAGAUUCAGUGAAGGUUUACCACGUCCACACCCCUUUCACUCCUCCCACACAGGAAAACGUCUCCACCUCUCAGGGCACACCAGUGUACACCAGCGGAGGGGGAGGCCUGGGUUCUGGUUUAGACUCUGGAGACGGCAGAAGAAAGUUUGUGAGCUAUGAAACGGGGCUGGGAAACUCCCCCGGCAUGACGACCUGCACCGCCUGUCAGCAGCAGGUCAUGACAAAUGUCACCUACAAAGCGGGGACAUACGCCUGGCUGAUGUGCCUACUCUUCAUCUGCUGCGGGUUGGUCCUGUGCUGCUGCCUGAUUCCGUUCUUCGUGAAACACUUCAAGGAUGCAUACCACACAUGCCCCCGCUGCAACAGGGUGCUGCACGUUGAGAAGAAAAAAUGCUGUAAAUGACGGACAUGAGGGCAGAAAAACGGAUCCAUAGAAAUAAAACCACAUCCUGUGACCUUCGUCUGAGGCCACAGUUCACAUGUAGAUUAUUUCUAUGGACGGUUCAUUGUGUUGGCCGCCGCAAAAUCAAACAUGAAUGACUUUCUGCAUUGAAUUAUAUUAUUAGCAAACAGACUGGGAGCGUUGUUGAGUUGUCAUGUGCUGACUUUUAAAGCUCUGGCAAGUUGAAGCGCACCCCAUGCACUUUUGUUUUUGUUUUUUUUUUGGAACUGUUAGAAUAUCAUUAUACUCAUAAACCUUUGCAUACAUAAUGUUGAAAACAAUGAAGGCUUGUAUAUAGACUUUAACAAAUACUUUAUGUCUGAAGGGAUUGUGCAUGUGAAAUUUAAACAUUCUGAAUAAAUACCAACACUCUGACACAAGCCAACACAAUGAACCAGAGCAGAGAGCAAAAUCACUGUUAUAUUUGCUCAUCUUCUGUUAUUGCACAGUACAUUUGUGUUGGCUUUGUUUUCUGCUUGUCAGAAAUGAAACUCCCUGCAGUAAAAUUAGACCAAUGCGGCUAAUUUAUUGUAAUAUUUAUGUAUUCUCAGUAAGAAAAAUUCCUCUGAAACAAACAUUCCAUCAUAACAUUGCCAAGGACGAUGCCAAAAUAAAGCUAUAAUUAUAUAAUAUAAUAACCUUAAUAAUAUAUUUUUUGUCUGAUUGCUCUUUUGUUCAAACUUAAUGAGGGGAAAAAACUUUCUGCUUCAUAAUACGACCACAAUGUGUGAGAGAAAGCAGAGAAAAUGUUCAUCACCCCUCAUGUUCUGUUAUUCACCAUUAUGAGCUAUUUCAUAACACUAUUUCUCUAAUAAAAGUAGAUUAUAACGAUUA
Molecule: messenger RNA, 1415 nt
Organism: Stegastes partitus (bicolor damselfish)
Lineage: Eukaryota; Metazoa; Chordata; Actinopteri; Pomacentridae
Gene: litafd
Product: LITAF domain containing
Exons: 5
Coding region: 78-542 (154 amino acids)
Cellular component (GO): nucleus; cytoplasmic side of late endosome membrane; cytoplasmic side of lysosomal membrane
Molecular function (GO): zinc ion binding
Source: RefSeq, a predicted model, not a curated record